Molecule: messenger RNA, 2404 nt
Organism: Schistocerca serialis cubense
Lineage: Eukaryota; Metazoa; Arthropoda; Insecta; Orthoptera; Acrididae
Exons: 3
Coding region: 1-705 (234 amino acids)
Source: RefSeq, a predicted model, not a curated record
AUGGUAUCAAGCAGAGCAGACGGCGACGGCCGCGGGCAGCGCUGGGAGCGGCCGCUCAGCUACUCCAUCGUGGACGCGGACGCGCAGCCCGAGGCCGACCGCCGGCGCGAGUUCCCGCCGUCUCCGCCAGAGGCGCGCUACGGCCGCCUGCCAGCGCCCCCGCCGCCCUCCUACUACCAGCAGAGGCCGGGGCCGGACUACUACUCCUACUCGAGCAGGCCAGACGUGGACUACUCCGCCAGGAGGCCCGACCUGGACUACUCCGCCAGGCGGCCCGACCUGGACUACUCUGCCAGGAGGCCGGAGCUAGACUACUCCGCCAGGAGGCCAGAGCUAGACUACUCCGGCAGGAGGCCGGAGUUGGCCUACUCUGGGAGGCCAGAGACAGAGGGUCGGCGGACGCUGCCUCUGUCACCCGUACCGGACCACAGACGCCCCGGCGCCCCCUACCGUGGUCCACAGGGGCAGGUGGCGGUGCCGGCGCCGCUGCUGCCCGACGAGGCGGAGCCGUACCGCGGCUACAACCCGCGCCAGCCGGCGCCCUGGUCCAUGCAGAUCGGCGCGCGCCUCACCGUCAAGGACGACGGCCGGCGGCUGCCCUUCGGCAGCGGCGCCGGCGGCAACGGCGGCGGCCCGGGGCGGCGCUUCUACGUCAACAGCCAGGCGCCCGGCCCGCACUACGCCGUGCCCCUCCGCUACUCCUGAGCUCCUGUGCUACUCUUGAGCCCCAGUGCUACUCCUGAGUCCCUCCGCUAUACCUGAGCCCCUGCACUACUCUUGAGCUCCUGCGCUACUGCUGAGCUCCCAUGCUACUCCUGUCCCUCUGCUACACCUGAGCCCCUGCGCUAUUCCUGAGCUCCUGUGCUACUCUGGAGCCCCAGUGCUACUCCUGAGCCACCCCCCUGCCAUGCCGCCACACACACUGUCAGCCACAGCCACACAGUGUGCAAAACUUCCUCUACAGUUACAGGGACAACAGACUGGAAAAUAUGCUGGACUCUACAAUAUUACAUUACGAGCCACCCUUGCAAACAUUUCUUCUUUUCGAGUGUCAAUUUUUGCUUCAUCACAUUUUUUUAUUUUAUUUGUUUUAAGUCAGUAAGCAGUGUAGGUACUGCAAAGUGAUCAACAACGGACAGGUGACAAAAUCGAAAAGAGUGCUCGUCCAUUACUGCUAUGGUGUACAGGAACAGGAGCACAGUUACACCUUUAAGGCUAUGCAGAGCAGUCUGGAAGAGCAUCUUAAAAGCUAUGCGAUAUGUUACUCAUCUUUGAUACUACAUACCCAUCUGUACCAGAAACACAAAGUCAGGCUUCCGUCGCGCUCCGAUAGUGGACACCACUGAGCUCCAGCAGACACUCCUGUCAACUGAAACAAAUGUGUAGCCAAACCAUCACGUGAGCCAUUGAUAUCCUACCGAAAGACUCGUACCCGACUGGGAGCCCCAUGACAUUAUUAUCAUCAUUCUUGGACGGCAACCAACGCCACAGCUGACUGCUGUCAUUUCCAAUAGUUGCAAAGAAAGCAGUAUUUUCGAAAUUUUUACAAUGUGGCAUACAUACAUUUAACAACAUUACACAUUCACUGUCUGUAUGUGGCCCUAGCAUUGUCUUUGUCAUUGAAAAAUAAUUCUGAAUUAAAUUUUGUGACUGAUGUGAUACAAAAAUUUCGAGUAACAUUUAAAUGUUAAUUCAGUGAACAGCGAUGUCUUAUUGUACUUCAAACCUAAUGUCUAAUACAUCGUACAACUACAAGCGUUGUUUAACAUGUGGCAGAAAGGUCUCAACUUCUCUUUCAUAGAACAUGUGGGGCAAAGUGGCAAGAGAAAAAAGUCACACUUUAUUAGCUGCUUAUUUAUUUAUUUGUCAGUUCGUGCCUUGGCUUUUCACAAGUAUAAAUUUAGCGAACAUAAAAAAAUCCAACUCUUGAGUAACAGCCGAAGGCUGGAGUACACAUGUGUCAGAGGCUACAGGUUUAUGAUGUGAGCAGUCUCUGCAACAGUUAGUUUUCUACUGGCUAAUAGUGUUGAAAAAAUGUGCACAAAACACAGCCUCCUAUUCAAAAGACAAUCUUUUAUGUAAGUGAGGUCACCAAUAUUCACUCUUCAAGAAUAUCGAAAUCUUUGAUAUUAGAAAGAUAGAUUACUUGGGAAUUUAUUUAUGCCUGCAGUGAGAUGCAUGCCAGAUGAUUCAGGGGAGUGAGACUAUUCCCUUCUCUCAUGUGAGUGUAUUGUAACGCUCAAAUCUAGCAAUGUUUAAGUUAAAUGUCUAUUAUUUAAAUCAAAUUUGGUUUUCAUGUACUUUUGUUGUAGGCACAAUAAUUCUGCCAUGUUUUUUCAUAAUAUUGUGUUUGACAACUUAAAGAUGUUUUUAUUAUGACUUAAUAAACAGUAUUCUAUCUAAA